GUUGAUAUAAAGAACUCUAAAUCGGAGCAAUCCACAGCACCCACACCUCAGAACACACCCAUCAACCCAGCACCUAUUACUUCCACUUAUCGCCCCAACAUUUCUAGCAUUUCCGAAGACAUGGAGACUAUCACUACACCUGGUAACAACCCGGCCCUGAUCAGCAUGUUGCAAGGCAAGCUUGGCUCGCUCGUCGGCCAAUCGUCCGGAUACAUUGAAUCACUUCCCGAACCCGUCAAGCGCCGCAUCAACGGCUUGAAAUACUUGCAGUCGCAGCACGCCGAGCUUGAGGGCAAGUUCCAAGAAGAAGUGUUGGCUUUGGAAAAGAAAUACUUGGAGCUGUACAAGCCAUUGUAUGCCAAGCGUGCCGAGGUUGUCUCUGGCAAGUACGAGCCUACGGAGGCAGAGGUUGAGGCUGGCAAGAAGGUUGAUGAGGAGGAGCAAGCCGAUGAAGAACAACAGGCACAACAACAACAACCAGCAGCAGCAAAGGAAGACGAUGAUGAAAAGGAUGUGACCGGUAUUCCCGAAUUCUGGUUGACUGCCUUGAAAAACCAUCCUCAAAUUGGCGAGUCCAUCACCGAUACGGAUGAGGAUGCUUUGAAGCAUUUGGUCGAUGUCCGCAUGUCUUACAUGGAAAAGCCCGGCUUCAAGCUCGAGUUUGAGUUUAGUGAAAACGAAUACUUUACCGACAAGACCCUCACCAAGACUUACUACUACCAAGAACAUGCCCAGGGUGGUGACUUUGUCUAUGACCACGCAGAAGGUGCCAAGAUCACCUGGAAGGAGGGAAAGGACUUGACUGUCACUGUCGAGACCAAGAAGCAACGUCACAAGGGUACCAACAAGACCCGUGUUGUCAAGCGCACCGUUCCAGCAGAUACCUUCUUCACUUUCUUCAGCCCACCUGUCUUCCCUGGUGAGAACGAAGAACUUGAUGAAGAAGAGGCAGAAGGUUUGGAUGCCAAGUUAGAGGCUGAUUACGAGAUGGGUGAGGAAUUCAAGGACAAGAUCAUCCCUCAUGCCGUUGACUACUUUACUGGCAAGGCUCUGGAAUACGAAGACUUUGAAGGUGACGAUGACUUUGAAGAUGAUUUCUAUGAUGAGGAGGACUCUGAAGAAGAUGACGAUGAUGAGGACGAGAGCGACGAUGACGAUGACACUGCUCCCGCCGCCAAGGGUGAAAAUGCUCCCGAGUGCAAGCAGUCUUAA
Molecule: messenger RNA, 1212 nt
Organism: Zychaea mexicana
Lineage: Eukaryota; Fungi; Mucoromycota; Mucoromycetes; Mucorales; Lichtheimiaceae
Exons: 4
Biological process (GO): nucleosome assembly
Cellular component (GO): nucleus; chromatin
Molecular function (GO): chromatin binding; histone binding
Source: RefSeq, a predicted model, not a curated record